AUGGCUGCUCCCGGCUCCCGACCCGAGGAGGGAGCGGGGCUGCCGGGCAUGGGGCAAUUCCGUCUUGACAUCGGCGUCGGGAUAGAUGGUGAUGCUGACCCGGACGACGACUACCGGCCCUCGCCCGACGCUUCGUCUGGGCGAGCGCCUGCUCAGGGACAGCAUGGCGCCGCCGCCGGGGGCCAGUUUGGUAUCCUGGCUCCCCCGACGAUGCUGAGCGGCGCCAUGGAAGGGCACGGCGAUGGGGCGCGGCACGUCUCGUUUGCCGCCGACUCGCACGAGACGCAGCGGAAGAGACCUGGGAAAAUCGUCGUGGAUCCGCCGGAUUUACGCGCCUGGAGGGAGAAGCUCUUCAACGUGGAUUCCAUGAUUGUCCUGACGGACGAGCAAUUCGAGACGUACUUCCCCCACGUGGACAACGUCUACUCGCACCGCUCAACGCAGCGCUACAAGCGCAAGCCGUUUGUCUCGCACUACUGGGACUGCCGGAUGAAGGGCCGGCCGCCGGGGACCCCAAAGUCGGACGACCCGUCCAAGAAGAAGCGCAAGAGGAGCGCGCGCGAGCGGGACCUGUGCGACGUCAAGAUCCGCAUCACCGAGUACUUCCCCAACGCCAGCGCCUACGUCGACCGCGAGGCCGCCGAGGCCGUCGCCGCGGCUGGCGCCGCGCUGCCUGCCGGGCAGAGGUUCUGGACGAUUCAGCGCGUCAAUGGGAACGGCGGGAACGGCAAGGGCGACGGGGUGGCCGGUCCGCACCGGCACACGCUCGAGACAAGCGACGAGAUCAAGAAGAAUAGCGUGCAGCGCCAUGUGGCGAAGCAGGAGAAACAAGCGAGGCAGAUGCAGAAGGGCCGCGCGCCGCUGAGAAAGGCAACUGGUACGGCGGCGACGCUUGUGAAGAAGCAUGCAAAAGAGCACGAUCUGAAGCUCUACUCCUCCUGUUUCUGGUACGUCCGUCCCCUUGCACAAGUCGUGCCCGUGGAGCAAAAUUCGCUAAGCUGGCGCAGCCCCUUCUCCCAAAGGGUGUGGAUAGCCCUCGAGGCCAAAGGCCUAUCCUAUCAAUAUUGCGAGACCGACCCGUCCAAGGCUCCUCCCGCCGCGCCCAGCGAGACGGUACCGGCCAUACGUCACGACGACUGGUCUUGUUCCGAGAACGCCGUGAUCCUCGAAUACCUCGAAGAUGUAGACGCGAGGACGCCUCUCCUCCCCUCGGAUCCGAAACUGAAAGCCAGAUGCCGCCUCUGGAUAGACCAUGUCAACUUUCGCAUCGUGCCCGCUUUCUACGACCUACUGUUCUCCCGGGAUCCACCAUCCCGGAGCGAAUCUACCCGCCGUCUCCAGAGACAUAUCGCUAGCCUCGUUAUCGCUGCCGACGAACAGGGUCCCUUCUUUACAGGGUCGGCACUGAGCCUCGUGGAUAUUCACUUUGCGCCGUUUGCUUUACGUCUGUCCAGGAUACUGAGGCCGCUGAAGGGCUGGACGGACCCCAUGCCGGGAACAAGGUGGAAUAGAUGGUUGGAUUCGUUGGAAAGAAAUGUGCACGUCAAGGCAACGACGAGCUUGGAUGACUUGUAUGUUAGUACGGUGGGGCUCCUUGCUUGGAGGGCUCAAUAA
Metarhizium brunneum ARSEF 3297 is the source of this 1614-nucleotide messenger RNA. Lineage: Eukaryota; Fungi; Ascomycota; Sordariomycetes; Hypocreales; Clavicipitaceae. The record is from RefSeq and is a predicted model, not a curated record.